AUGCUAUUUCAUUUCUUAUUUCCAUUUCUUACUUAUUUCUAUUUCUUUCUUAUUUCCAUUUCUUUCUUAUUUCCAAUUUCUUUUAUUUCCAUUUCUUGCUCAUUGCUAUUUCUUGCUUUUGUCAUUUCUUUCUUUCAUUUCUUGCUUUGUUCUUUGAUUUCUGUUCGUCUCUGUUCACAGUUACAAGCACGCCUUUCUUUCUUUUAUUCUUACUUUUUUUCUUUCUUUCUUUCUCUCGUACAAUCGUUUUUCGUUCUUACUUUUUGGUCACACUUCUUUCGCUUAUUGGCCCUUCUUCUUUCUUUCCUAACUUCCUUCCUUCAUUUCUUUUUUUCUUCCUUUCUUCCAUCCUUCCCUUCUGUCUUCCUUCCUACUUUCUUUCUUUCCUUCCUUUCAUUCUUUUACUUGUAUUCUUUCUGUUUUCGUUCACUUCUUUCUUUCUUUCUUUCUGUCUUCCAAUGGUCUUUCGUUCUUAGAUUUUUCGCCCUUCUUUCAUUUAUUAAUCGUUAUUCUUUCUUUUUUUGUUUAUUUGUCUGUUUCUUCUUUCUUUCCUUCCUUCCUUCCUUCCUUUCUUCCUUCCUUCAUUCAUUCUUUCUUUCUAUCCAAGCCUUGCGAGUGAUAUUCGAAGGCAUAAUCUCUCUCUCUCUCUCUCUCUCUCUCUCUCUCUCUCUCAUCUAUCUAUCCAUUUAUCACUAA
Acanthosepion pharaonis is the source of this 696-nucleotide messenger RNA. The record is from the annotation of a GenBank genome assembly. NCBI's taxonomy places the organism in Eukaryota, Metazoa, Mollusca, Cephalopoda, Sepiida, Sepiidae.